UUCAGCGUCUAUCCCCAAACAAGACACCAUUGAUUCCACGCCACAAUUCUGAAAAGUGAAUCAAGAUGGUGUCCAAGUAUCUCAGCCUCCAUCUCCCUCCCAAUCCCCACUCGUCCUCGACCACUGCAAUUUCUCCCACAACUACACGCUUCCUCACCACUCGUCCAUUUCCAACUUCCAUACCUACGAAACUGUCUGUCCCCAUAAGAUGGCUCUCUUUUUCAACCAUGGCAUCAAGCCAAGCCACACCCUCACCCACACCCACUCCCAAAUUCAAUGAUUUUGAACCUCAUCCCACCCUCACCAACGAUGAUCUCAAGCCCACGGCACCCCACCAAAGGACAUUUUCCGGGUGGGAAAUGGCUAGCCUGUGGGUGGGUCUUGUCGUGGGUGUUCCAUCCUACUACCUUGCUGGCAGCCUUGUUGAACUUGGGAUGGCUUGGUGGCAAGGAAUUGCCACGGUUGUUGCUGCCAACAUCAUCCUAUUAGUCCCAUUGGUUCUCACAGGCCAUCCAGGCACCCGCUACGGCAUCUCCUUCCCAGUCCUUGCCCGAUCGGCUUUCGGGAUUCGCGGUGCCCAUCUCCCUACACUGCUUAGAGCAUUGGUGGGUUGUGGUUGGUAUGGGAUUGAGACAUGGAUUGGAGGUGAGGCAAUUUUCCUCCUACUCCCAAAAACUAUCAAACAGUCCUCUUUGUCCCAGUUCCUACCCUGGCUGGGCACAUCCCCUCUUGAAUUCUCAUGUUUCAUUGUCUUUUGGCUGGCCCAGUUGGCCAUUGUCUGGAGGGGAAUGGAUGGAAUCCGUGAAUUGGAGAAGUACUCGGCUCCAAUUCUCAUCAUUCUCACCUCCUGCCUCCUCCUUUGGUCUUAUGUUAAUGCUGGUGGAUUCACCCCCAUGCUCUCCUUGUCUUCAAGGCUAUCCUCUUCACAAUUUUGGUCACUCUUCUUUCCCUCACUCACAGCAAAUAUAAGCUUUUGGGCUACCGUUGCACUUAACAUUCCAGACUUCACUAGAUAUGCAAAGACCCAGACUGACCAAAUUAUCGGUCAGGUUGGCCUUCCAAUCUUCAUGGGCGCAUUCACAUUUGUUGGCCUGGCAGUGACCUCCUCUACGACCGUGAUUUUUGGCCGUUUAAUAUCCAAUCCAAUUCAACUUCUUGGGCAAAUUGGAGGAUUCACAACAAUGAUCCUCGCCAUCAUUGGCAUUAGUCUUGCCACCAUUACAACAAAUAUUGCUGCAAACGUUGUGGCCCCAGCAAAUGCUCUUGUCAAUCUCAGCCCCUCAAAAUUCACAUUUAGAAGAGGAGCUCUGCUCACAGCAUUGCUUGGAAUUGCUUUUCAGCCUUGGAGGCUUCUUCAUUCCAGUGAGAGCUUUGUUUACACCUGGCUUGUAGGCUACUCUGCAUUGCUGGGUCCAAUUGGAAGCAUAAUUCUUGCAGAUUACUACUUGAUCCACCGCAUGAAUCUAAGUAUCAAUGACCUAUACUCUUUGAGCCCCCAUGGAGCUUACUAUUAUUCAGGAGGUUACAAUUUGGCAGCAAUGACAGCUUUGGUUAUUGGGAUCUUGCCAGUGGUUCCUGGUUUAUUGCAAAAGCUUGGAAUUCUGACUUCAGUUCCUGAUACAUUUGUUGCCAUCUACAACAACGCUUGGUUCUUCAGCUUCUUCUCUGCAGGGAUCCUUUACUGGAUUCUUUCAUGUUUGAAAGGGAAAGACAGAAAUUCCCAACCUUUAGACCCCCUUUUGCCUGCUGCAAACUAAUGGUUUAUCCCUUUUCCAUCUUCUCUUAUACCUCUGGAACACAAACAAAUUUACAUACAAAAUAAGAAGCUUUGUGAUUACAUAUUUUAGUUUAAUUUCGUUUCCCAAGUCUCAACAGUUACUGGCAUUGAAUAUUUCUGUAUGCCUGAAUUGUCAGUCACCAUGGAGAUCUUCUCUAUUGCUCCCCAUCUUUUUUGUUGGAAUGCUGAAAUAGAAGUGGAGUGCAAGAAAUGCCAACGUUCAAUGAUCUCUGUAAUGUGAAUAAAAAUACAAUACAGGUCUUUUUUUUUUUUCUUAUUUGGGUGCAUUAUCUUAUUUUGGCAUUUGCAGAACAUGGCAUGUGCUCUCAGCUGCAUAUGACUACGCGCUUGUAAAUUAUAUAAAGAAAAUAAUGAUAAGUGAAUCUCUCCCAUUAUCAACCCCAAA
Molecule: messenger RNA, 2183 nt
Organism: Vitis riparia (riverbank grape)
Lineage: Eukaryota; Viridiplantae; Streptophyta; Magnoliopsida; Vitales; Vitaceae
Product: purine-uracil permease NCS1
Exons: 1
Coding region: 66-1757 (563 amino acids)
Biological process (GO): nucleobase transport; transmembrane transport
Cellular component (GO): plasma membrane
Molecular function (GO): nucleobase transmembrane transporter activity
Source: RefSeq, a predicted model, not a curated record